GUAAUGUUUUUCUUGAUGGGUGGAGGUUCCCCUCAAGCCAUCGGUCCAUCAUCUCGGGCUCAAAUUUGCUCCGAAGUGUCCCGGUCAUCAUCUACGAAUGGGCGUGCGUGUGCGUGAGCGCGUAACACACCAUCCUCAUUUACAAAGGGCGUGAUGUGAGCGGGAGCACAGCGUCCAUUGGCUCGGGGAGCGACCAAUCAGUGUUGGCGGAGGAACUUCGGAGUGGAGCUGCAGGGUUUGGAUUUCAGAGUUGGGAGAGCGAUUUUGGCUCUGACACAAAGAGGACGGUCAUCUAUCGCAGCUAAAACGCUCUCCCAGUUUUUUUCCUUCCCCCCACCUCUCCUGCAUGCCUGUCAGUGUAAACCCUUUUUCUCAGAAAGACGCUUUAAGAGGCUGCGGGAUGUACACAGCCGGGCUCAACCCGUUUUACGCGUCAAACUUCAGCCUCUGGUCCGCGUACUGCGCAGGGGGCUUCGCUGUGGAUACCAUGAAGAAACCCUCGUUUUGCAUCGCAGAUAUUUUGCAGGCUGGAGAUGCGGAGAACAUCCAGGGGUCGUCGGCCCUCAUGGUGCACAUGGGACACCAGCACCACCACCACCGUGCGCAGCAGGGCCACUCCGGCGGCUCGCCGCUGCGCCCCUCCCCUGUCGCGCCAGAGCAGUCGGUGUACGGCGCCAGGGUGAGCCCGGCGUCCCCCUACCACCACAGACACGGACUACAGCUCACAUCAGUCUCCUCCAGGACUGCUUUUAACUCCCAGCAAGCUCCCCCGCCUUCAAGCAAAGACCUCAAAUUCGGAAUUGAUCGGAUAUUGUCGACAGAGUUCGAUCCAAAGGGCAGAGAAAAGUCGUCAUUAAGAGAUCUCACGUCCAUCGUUAGCUCGAACCGUCAGUCAGGCAUCCACCUCCCCGUUCAGCCUCCGGCCAGCCAGUACUUCUCCUCCAUAGACCCCGGGAUGAGCGACGCGUCCUCCAUGAUGAGUUCACUAGGCAGCAGCAGCAGCGGCAGGCAAACAGGCCAGCAUCAGUUUCAGGACACCUUCCCAGGGCCAUACGCCGUCCUCACCAAGGACACGAUGCCGCAGACGUACAAGAGGAAAAGGUCGUGGUCGAGGGCGGUGUUCUCCAACCUGCAGAGGAAAGGCCUGGAGAAGAGGUUCGAGAUCCAGAAGUACGUCACCAAGCCGGACCGGAAGCAGCUGGCUGCGAUGCUCGGGCUGACGGACGCGCAGGUGAAAGUGUGGUUCCAGAACAGACGCAUGAAGUGGAGACACUCCAAAGAGGCCCAGGCUCAGAAGGACAAGGAGAAGGGCGAGCAGCCGGACAAGAGCGCGUGUGAGCCCGGCAGCGGGGAGCCCAAAGAGCCGGCGGAGUCCGAGUGCGAGAGCGAGGGCAGGAGCGAGUGCGAAUCCGACGAGGCCCAGGAGGAAAACUCUGACGGACAACUGGAGCUUUCUGAGCUCAACAAAACCAGCGUGAUCAUGAGCGGGAGCGGGCCGGCGAGCGGCGCGCAGGCGGCGGCCACGGGCCCGGACACGCCGGCCUCCUCACAGAUACUCAUAUGAAGGCUGGCGAUGAACUCCGAGCGACGAGUUGUAAUGAUUUUUGACAGGAAAACGACAGGGGUGUGAAAACGCAUGUGGAGUGGCUGCGAAGUCAGGCCCCGUCUAAUUCCUGGGAACAAUUGGAGCAGCAGUUUUAUUUUCUUAGCCCGGACACGAGGUGAAGAGGUCCCUUUGAAUUUGUGCAUUUUAUUACAUUUCUCCUCAGUUCUCCUGCUCCUUUGUAAUAAUACAUUUAUAGGCUUUAUAAAAUGUAGAAAUAUGACUUUCGGCUGCCUCCGGCGUCUCCUUACUGUCGUUUUCCUCUCAAGAGCUUUGUGUGCGUCAUGUUUUUUUCUCAUCUGGAGGAAAUGUGCGGUUGUGAAUUUUAAUUCUAGGUUAUGAACCACUCGUUUUCACGUGUUCAUGUAUUAUUAUUAUUAUUGUUUUGGUCAGGAUAUAGUUGUGCUAUUUUGUUAAUAAUAAUUUGCACUGAAAAUAUUGUAAAUAAAAUGUUUCUUACUUUGAAAAAUCGUAUUAUUAUUAUUAUUAUUAUUAUUAUUAUUAUUAUUAUUAUUCUCAUAUUAUUAUUAUUCUCAUAAUUAAAUUACCAAGUUAUUUGUUCACUAGGAAUCAGUCAGUUAUUUCUUGUAGGUUUAUUAAUAUGUUCAAAAAUAAUAUUUAUUGUCCACGUUAUGGUUCUCGUUUGCUUUUACAUUUAGGCCCACAGUAAGAAAAACAAAAGCCUCAGGAAGAAUAAGAAAAAACAAUCAGGAAAGACACUGUAAAUAAUGCAACAAAAUAAACAAAUAAAAUAAAUGUUAUAGAAACUAA
Messenger RNA from Acanthopagrus latus (yellowfin seabream), 2374 nucleotides. RefSeq names its product H2.0-like homeo box 1 (Drosophila) (gene hlx1). The transcript has 4 exons. Bases 347 to 1564 code for a protein of 405 amino acids. Lineage: Eukaryota; Metazoa; Chordata; Actinopteri; Spariformes; Sparidae. Gene Ontology annotation, molecular function: DNA-binding transcription factor activity, RNA polymerase II-specific; sequence-specific DNA binding. The record is from RefSeq and is a predicted model, not a curated record. Gene Ontology annotation, biological process: regulation of DNA-templated transcription.